AUGAAUAGGCAUCACGCCUUUGCGAACGGCUACUCUGCCUACCCGCGCGGGCAGAGCAGAGCAUUUUCUAUCUCUCCUCAUCGCUUUCAACCACGACCGCAAUCCGCCUUACGACGUCGCAGACAACUCAUUCAACGACUUUGUUUUCUCGGCGGUGUCUCUAUCCUUUUCCUUGUCCUGAUCUUUCCCUCGUGGCGAGCCGCGAUCCUGCCGACCUUAUCCCUUGGCCUUCUCCAUUCUAGCGACGAUCUACAACUCCAGACUCUCCGAUACUAUGAUCUGUCUGCAGUGCAAGGCACGGCGCAAGGAUGGGAGCAGGAGGAGCGUGUGCUCAUGUUGACGCCUCUUCGGGAUGCCUCGUCUCAUCUGCCCAUGUUUUUCUCCCACCUCCGGAACCUCACCUACCCUCACCAUCUCAUCGACCUCGCGUUCCUGGUGUCCGACUCGAAGGAUGCUACACUGGAGCUGCUCACGCAGAUGCUGGAAGAGGUCCAGAACGAUCCCGAUCCCAAGAUGGCGUUUGGGGAGAUCUCGGUGAUCCAGAAGGAUUUCGGCCAGAAGGUUCAGCAGGAUGUGGAAAGUCGGCACGGGUUUGCUGCGCAGGCGGGGAGAAGAAAGCUGAUGGCUCAGGCGAGGAACUGGUUGUUGAGUGCUACCCUGCGCCCGACGCAUAGUUGGGUGUAUUGGCGCGAUGCCGAUGUGGAGACCGCCCCUCGCACUAUCCUUGAGGACUUGAUGAGGCAUGAUAAAGACGUCAUCGUUCCGAAUGUCUGGCGUCCACUUCCUGACUGGCUGGGCGGGGAACAACCCUAUGACUUGAACUCAUGGCAGGAGUCAGAGACGGCUUUGGCACUGGCGGAAACUCUGGACGAGGAUGCCGUGAUUGUCGAAGGGUACGCUGAGUAUGCCACUUGGCGGCCUCAUCUUGCCUACCUUCGCGAUCCGUACGGGGACCCUGACAUGGAGAUGGAGUUGGAUGGUGUCGGCGGUGUCAGUAUCCUUGCCAAGGCCAAGGUGUUCCGCUCAGGAGUACAUUUUCCCGCGUUCAGCUUCGAGAAACAUGCUGAAACAGAGGCAUUUGGAAAGAUGGCCAAGCGUAUGGGGUUCUCGGUGAUCGGACUUCCACACUACACAAUCUGGCAUCUUUACGAACCUAGUGUAGACGAUCUCCGACACAUGGAAGAGAUGGAGCAGGAGCGAAAAGCCCGAGAGAAGGAAGAGAAAGACCAGGCCGAACGAGCGGAACGUGUACAAGCUCUUUUCAAGGACCCUGGGCCCCAAUGGGAUAUCGACAAAGCUUUCGUGCAGGACUCUAUUGAAACCGAGCAGAAAGAGUUGGAUCUGGUGAACCAUGUGGUGGGUGCCUCAGACGCCCAGGCCUCGGAGGCGCAACAGAAUGGCCCUGCAGUCAAAGCUCCCGAGCCCAGCAUCACGCCUGUGCCUGUUGCGCCUGGAAAGCCAUGA
Aspergillus clavatus NRRL 1 is the source of this 1464-nucleotide messenger RNA. Its product is annotated as ANP1/MMN9/VAN1 family protein. Gene Ontology annotation, biological process: protein N-linked glycosylation; cell wall mannoprotein biosynthetic process. The coding region runs from base 1 to 1464 and encodes 487 amino acids. Gene Ontology annotation, cellular component: mannan polymerase complex. NCBI's taxonomy places the organism in Eukaryota, Fungi, Ascomycota, Eurotiomycetes, Eurotiales, Aspergillaceae. The record is from RefSeq and is a predicted model, not a curated record. Gene Ontology annotation, molecular function: alpha-1,6-mannosyltransferase activity. The transcript is spliced from 4 exons.